Messenger RNA from Ylistrum balloti, 3338 nucleotides. RefSeq names its product ubiquitin-conjugating enzyme E2 E1-like. Gene Ontology annotation, biological process: protein polyubiquitination. Gene Ontology annotation, cellular component: nucleus. NCBI's taxonomy places the organism in Eukaryota, Metazoa, Mollusca, Bivalvia, Pectinida, Pectinidae. Gene Ontology annotation, molecular function: ubiquitin conjugating enzyme activity. The coding region runs from base 208 to 780 and encodes 190 amino acids. The transcript has 4 exons. The record is from RefSeq and is a predicted model, not a curated record.
CGUACAGUAAGACGGGCAUAUCACUUAUAACAAUCGCUUACUGUAAUUACUGACAGGACUCCUCAGAAGAACCGAAACACUAAAUCGAUGGAUUCUUGAUAAGUGUCUGUCCUGUCGUAGGAAAGUGUGAACUUCGAAUCAAGGAAGAUUCGCACUUGUCGAUUGAAGAAGAGAGAGAGAUACAGAGAAACCUUGGGAGUUACUAUUAUGGCUUCGUCAAGUGCUAACGCUAGCACACAACCCGUCCUUUCACCAGCGACAGUGUCCGGUCAGAGACGUACCUCUGCUCCAUCUGUCAAAGAUUCCAAGACUUCGAAACAAACCAAAAACCACAGCUCAAGUGCCAAAAGGUUACAAAAGGAACUCGCAGAGAUCACACUAGAUCCUCCACCUAAUUGCAGUGCUGGACCCAAGGGAGACAACCUAUAUGAAUGGGUGUCCACCAUUCUUGGCCCAAAGAGCUCUGUAUAUGAGGGUGGUGUGUUUUUCUUGGACCUUAACUUUUCACAAGAUUACCCAUUUAAACCCCCAAAGGUGACUUUCCGUACCCGGAUCUACCACUGUAACAUCAACAAUCAGGGCCACAUAUGUCUUGACAUCCUCAAGGACCAGUGGAGUCCAGCACUGACCAUCUCAAAAAUACUCCUAUCAGUGACUUCCCUCCUCUCAGACUGUAAUCCACACGACCCUUUAGUUGGGAAUAUUGCACAGCAGUAUUUGACCAAUCGUGAGGAGCAUGACAAAAUAGCUGUGCAGUGGACCAAGCGAUUUGCAACAUGAAGAUUGAUUGGUUAUUCAUUAAAAUAUUUGUACACAGAAUGGAUUUGAUUGGUGAAUACUGAAAGAAAUAUGAAAGCAUUUAGUAAUGUGUCUAGUUUACUGUUCAUUCCACUUAAAUUGAUUUAUCAGUAUUUUCAAUUAAUAUCAAAUUGUAAUACUGGCACUCACAAUUCUUUCCAUGGAUUUCUAAGACGUCACCUACAAAAUUCAAAUUGAAUUAAAAGAUAUUUUCUUUGCUCUUUAAAGAUUCUGAAAUUUACUGGUGUUUAGCCACUUUGCUGAAAUCAGGAAUGAAGCUUUUGUACUGUGACUAACCAAAUUCAUUAACAUUGAUCUUUCAAAUGGAAAGUAUAAAACAAUGUAACGACAAUAUUACCAUUAUUUUUAUUUCCUAAAGACCAAAAUACAUUUUGAUGAGAAAAACAAAAUGAGAAAAGUGCACAAAAUCCAAGCACACCAUUGUUAUUGUACUGAUAUCAUUUAGCUACACUUGAUAUUUUAACACUGAAAUUUCUUAUUACUGUAUAGCCAGUUAUUUUCGCAGGAAUGAUAUUUUCACUGUUUUGCGGUACUUCAACAUGAUUGCAAAAAUAUAAUCUGUGAAAUAAUGAGAUGUGUGUAUAGAUGUACUUUUACAUCACGAUCACAAAAUUUUUGAUUCGUUAAAGAAUUAUUCGAUCUUUUGAAAGAAAUAAAAUGGCAAAAAUUUGACCCAAGAAAAUGAUAAUCUUUACAGUAAUUAGGCAUACUGUAACAAGAACUGAGAGUCAAAUUAAGCGAGAUGGAUCGUUUAUCUGAAUGGUUUUCAUGACUGAAUGAGAUAUUCACAUACUACAGUAUGAUUUGAAAGUGAGUAAAAUGUGAAUGUUACAAGAAAUCUGAUUGGUCUUGCUACAAGUUUUUUGAUUGGUGUAUUUACAAAAUGGAAAUUUUUAAAGAUUUGAUCAAAAGUCUGUAUUUAGAGAUAUCUUGUGUGACAACUUGUUAUAUAGAUUGUGUAACUUUUAUGCUGAAUGCAGACUGUAUUGACAAGAAUUUGGACAAAGUGAUAAAACUCUGUUUGUUUAUACAGACAUGAUUAUAUGGAUAUGUCUGAUUGUGAAUGAUCAUUACUGUUCCAAGAAACGGGUAUUUACAGUGUGAGACAUUGUCGUUAAUCAAACUGUGGAGUAUAUUGAUUUGAAUAUGUUCCUAUAGCAACAAGUAUGAAAUGAGUUGUGUAAAGAUGAGUUGCUUUGAAAUAAGAAAAUGUAGAUCCCAUACAAGAAGUAUAGUGCUCAAUUUUAUGAGUCAAAAACUUGUAUUUUCAUGUACCAAUAUGUUAAAGUGUUGAAAAUAUAAUGAAUAUGUAUGAUGUCAACAAAAGUUAGUGAAAAGAUGUUUGUAUUGUAUAGUUAAAACUUCAUUAGUGACUACACUUCUAUCAGACCAGUACAGGAUCUAUACUGACCUGUAAAAGUACUGUACAACUAAAUGUACUGGUCCUUACUGUGUGCAAAUAAAUCAGAUGUGCAGGUGGUUGUAAAUCAGAUAAAAACAGAUUGCAGGAAUUAUAGUACAAAUAGUGUUGAUCUGGUUACACUUCAGACAUAAACUUUUGAUAGUCACUUUGUCAACACUAUAAACUGAACAUCUACCUGGUUACAUAUCAAACACUGCUGCAUCUUCACGUUUCUUUUUUUUUAUUUUAUAUAUCUAAACUCUGAAGAUCUUACAUCCUACCAUGUUUGUAUAUCACACUUUUCAAGUGUUUUCAUGACACGCCAAGGGAUACAUCUUUAAGAUGAAGCCGUUCUAAAGAAUGGUCGUUUAGGUUUUGUCAUCCACUGACAUGCAAGUUAAACUACCCUUGUUAAUAUUUCAUUGCCUUUUUAGUAUGGAGAAUGAUAAGUUACAAAAUAUGCUUUAGUUAACUGCUUAUGUAUUGUUGAUUUUUAAAAAUUAAAGACCUUAUUGAAGACUUUUAUGCUUUUUUUACAUAAUGUAUAGAGUUAUGUCCCUUGGUUCAACAUCAUCCAAUUGCAUGUAAAUCUUUCUUGGGUCACUAGGUACAGAAUUACGGCUAUUUGUCCUCUGUAUUGAUAAGAGCCUACAUUCAUGUUCCAGUUGUACAUUGUAGUCAAGACAAAUACUGCCUUUUCUCAAUCAUACUGUUACAAAUUGUUGUUUUACCAAUAGUUUGACACUACAAGAACAUCCCUUUUAUAAAAGCCAUGUAGUAGACAUAUUUCUUAUUUGUAAUUUUUAAAGGUUGCCAUUUUUGCAAUUUGUAAUUUUUUCCAACCUCCAGAACAGCACAAAUUAAAAGUAAAAGUAAACCCACUUAUGUACAGUGGUCUUGGUUAAUGUUUUCAUACCAAAGCUUGAACAGAUUUGGUACUGCUGAUAAGAUUCUGCCUUUUCCAUUUGUCCUAAUAUGAUAAUAUCUGGACAAAAAGGAGAUGAUAAUGGCGUUAAUUGGUUUGUAACAGUUAAACAAAUUUUUGUUAAUAAGCCACCUGUAUAUGAUAUGUUGUGAUAUGCUAAUGUUGUAAUAAAUAAGAACAACUUUGUUUUAA